Molecule: messenger RNA, 1041 nt
Organism: Aspergillus novofumigatus IBT 16806
Lineage: Eukaryota; Fungi; Ascomycota; Eurotiomycetes; Eurotiales; Aspergillaceae
Exons: 6
Coding region: 1-741 (246 amino acids)
Source: RefSeq, a predicted model, not a curated record
AUGGAAUCGGAGCUGGAGUCAGAAAAUAAAAUCGGAGAGGCAGCAUGUGGUUUCAUCGAAUCAAACUACUCUUCUCUCUUCAACCGUGGCCUGAAAUGUUUGCUUCUUGACUUCGAGAAAUUUUGCCUGGUGGUCCUCAAGUUCGACACCUGGAUCGGUCAAGGUCAAGGUGAAUACUGUAUUGUCGGUAAGGCUAUCUGUUUUGAUCAAGCACAAUCCCACUAUGUCUAUCCAAACCUAGAUAGCGACGUUCAGGUGGAAAGAGUUUAUAAUAAUGCAAAAGAUUCCAUGAGGCUGAAAAUGGACUUGCAGGUCUUAAGUAAGGAGGUGCCUUCUAUUGAAGCUACACACAAAGCAAAAGAUGAUGGUGUGUCUAGCGCUAAGCCUAUUACUGGAGGCCAUAGAGCUCAUCAUUCAAGCUCUUUAACCGUCUACCACCGACCCAUGCAUAACCACUUGCCAAAGUCAGUAAAUUAUGCCGCGGCGCGCGUUUCCAUGGGCGAAUUCCUUACCUAUGUCUGGGUGAGAAUUUAUCUAUGGAAGUCCAAGAAGGUGCUCCCUCACGAUACUGUGUAUGCCAUCCGCACCGAUGACAAGAUCGGUUUCCUCGACGGAAUGCUCUACCUUCACAAGGACCCUUCCGGUACUUGUAUCAUGUCCGAUAUUCCUGACCUCACAAUAGGGGACGACAUCCCUUACUCCUGUCAUCAGGACUUUCCACAAAGCGUGUCGGCUAAUUGAGACGCAGCAUUCGUGAGCAUGACGUCCUGUUCACAGAUUUGCAAGUGGCCAUCCGUUGACGCCAUGGAUCAAAAAGAAAUUACACAUGGAACCAUCAUGGAGCACUUCAUCCGACAGCCCCAGGUUGUUGAGUACUUGUAAGCCAUUGGCAGAGACCCCUACGCCCGCUCCUUGCUGUCUUGAGAUAUGACGCUUCUCAUAGAUAUGGAUCUCAUGGGCAUCGGGGAAAGGAAGGUGUCCUUUAAGAAACAAAUAAGUAGCAAGGCCAGACAUGCUAGCACCAACGAUGACAGAUUUUCA